This is a messenger RNA of Lutzomyia longipalpis, 2400 nucleotides long. RefSeq names its product transmembrane protein 62-like. Gene Ontology annotation, molecular function: hydrolase activity. The transcript is spliced from 2 exons. Bases 213 to 2231 code for a protein of 672 amino acids. NCBI's taxonomy places the organism in Eukaryota, Metazoa, Arthropoda, Insecta, Diptera, Psychodidae. The record is from RefSeq and is a predicted model, not a curated record.
GUUCCCCUUCCAUUCAUCAUAAAAGACAUUUUCAAGAUCAUGGUAUUUUGUCGUAAUUAUUGUUUUUCCGUGUGAAAUCUUCAUUUGCGAUGCUUCUCUCAUGAAAUACCCAAAUAUUAUUGCGUAUAUUCAGUUAAAAAGGGUCAAAGGGAUGUAAAUAAUGUGAGGUGUAUUGCAGAGAAGAGUAAAAUACGUGGAAAAGUCGUGUGAAAAUGGGUUACACAAAGUCAGCUGUUUUGUUCCUAAUCCUUAUCAUUUUCUGCUCCGUUUAUGUUGCUAAAGUGACCAAUUUGAUAAAUGUGAAUGGGAAUUUCGCCAGCCGGAGUACUGCUGAGGAGUGGCAGCUGAGGGAGGAAUCUAAGCAGCAAGAUAAUCCCAAAGUUGGCAAUAGAACGGAACACCUGAUGUGGUUUCUGCAGAUAUCUGACCUUCACAUUAGUAUGUUCAGAGAUGAGGAAAGGGUCAAGAAUUUGGGAGAUUUCAUGCACCGUACGCUGGCGGCUGUGCAACCUGCAGUCGUGGUGGUGAGUGGAGAUCUAACAGAUGCAAGGAGUCUCAAUCACAUUGGGUCUGAGCAAUUUGAAGGUGAAUGGGAGAUCUAUCGGAACCUCUUGCAUGAGCACAAUGUCACACGGAAGACUGUGUGGCUGGAUCUGCGGGGGAAUCACGAUAAUUUCAACGUUGCCGGAAGGAACUCGUCCAGCAAUUUAUUCCAAAAGUAUUCCGUGCAGGGGGCAAAGCAUUCCAAAUCGUACAUGCAUCAAGUGACUGUAGCUGGAGACAAGUACACCUUUAUUGCGGUAGAUGCUUGCUUGGAGCCAGGUCCAAAGCGUCCAUACAAUUUUAUUGGGAUGAUUACGGGGGAUGAGCUUGAGAACAUUCAACACCUAAUGGAGGACGCCAGGGAGUCUGGAAGUAAAUACACCGUGUGGUUUGGACACUAUCCCACAUCAUGCAUUUUGACUCCAUCUGCAGGCAGUGGGGGUAUUCGGGAUGUGAUUGGAAAGCAUCCGGAUAGUCUUGUGUACCUCUGUGGGCAUCUACACACAAUGGGUGGGAUGGUGAAGCACAUGUAUACGGUGCAGAAAGCGGGAUUCCUCGAGCUAGAGCUGGGAGAUUGGAAAGACAAUCGACUCUUUAGACUGGCAGCAAUUGAUCAUGGGAUGUUCUCCUUCGUUGAUGUUCAUCACAAUGAGUGGCCCAUUGUUUUGAUAACAAAUCCCAAAGAUGCCCUCUUUAACAAUCCCCUACGUGAGGACAUUCGUCUUCAGGCUGAAUCCACCCACAUCCGUUUACUUGCAUUUAGUUUGGCACCAAUUGUUGAGUGUCGCAUUCGUGUGGAUUCAGAACCUUUUGUUGCAUGUGAGAGGAUCACAGAUUCGGUUUUUGCAACAAAAUGGGAACCACGAAAGUUCUGGUAUGGCGUUCACCAUGUGGAGGUAAUCGUCAAGGAUGCUGAUGGAAGGGAAAAGGGUGUGCGGCAGGCUUUCUCCCUCGAUGGGACACCCUUGAGUUUUGCCCUAAAAGCUCGGCUUGUCCUAAUGUCGGAUGCUUGCCACAUAUUCCAAGCAUUCUUUGGAACAAUGCUCAUCAUCUGCCUCCUACCCUUAGUCAUCUUCCGCAUUUGGCACAUGGCGGUAGUGCGUGGAAAAGCAAAACGUCCCCGUAUUCAGUGGACCUUUGUGCGAUGUUGGGUGAGAAAGUUGUGGCUCCUCUCGUCUGUCAAUCGCAUCUUCUACCCACUCUUGAUUUUCUUCAUUUACCUCCUCGUGGGACCGUGGUCAGUGGCUGAUGUUAUUGAUGGUCAUUUUGGAGUUGUCUUCAUGUGGGGCAUUAUUGUAGAUGGAAUCAUCCUGCCGGGUUCUCUCACAUACCUAUAUGGAUUCUUUCAGCUACUCCUGUGUCAGUUGCCACUCAUCUACGUGUACGCCAGUAUCCUCGAUCGACGCUACAGGCACAUACUUAGCCCGCCGAAUCGCCCAAAAGGACGUCUGAGGAAAUUCCUGCAGCAUCUGCCUUUCCUCACCAUCAUCACUGUGGAAUUUAUCUUAUUGUACUUCCACUGGGCAUCCUACGGGUUUCUAGCGCUCAUUCUCAGCCCACUAAGAACGUGGUCGCUAAUCCUAAACUUUUCCCUUUGGUACCAAGCUCAAUAUAUGCCAGACAAGUGUCUGCAUGCUGGCUCAGCUGUGUGGUCAACACAGCCCAAAUUGGUCAAAGAUGACAAUUAGAUUUUUAGAUAUACAUAUACCAGCAUAAAAUACAUAAAAAUUGGUUAUUCCAUACUUAUUUGCACAUCACAACUCCAUCUGCUAGGUCAGGUGAGAGGUACAAUCGUGCUCAAAAUUAUCUACCUACAUAGAAGAUCCGCUCUGAAAAUAUAAUUUUUCUUUCAGUGGA